ACAAAAACAUAACCUCAAUCAAAGUCUUCAAAUCAUAGCGAUUGCCCAAUCAAUACGAAAAUAAAAUAAAAGUUUACUACUUUCACAGUAAAAUCAAAAUGAUCCGAAAUCUUUUGAAAUGUACUGUGCGAGGAAGAUAUACGAAUUGGGCAGUUAAAGGGGCAGAAUCCAAACAAGCGGCGCUGUUUUUAACAAGAUCUCAUGGAACUAAUCCGGAGACUGCGAAGGGAGACGCUAAAACAGAGUCCAAAAGAUUAGCUGAAUUUAGAAAGAAACUGAGGGAAACCACUUCUAUCACUGAUCUUGGAGAGCAAAGUGAAGCAGCGCCAAAGGAAGAUGCGCUGCCGCCGUGGCCGGAGAACACCAACCCGCACACGGGCGAGGUGGGCGGCCCGCGCGGCCCGGAGCCCACUAGGUACGGGGACUGGGAGAGGAAGGGCAGAGUUUCAGAUUUCUAAUUAGCACCGAAAUACUUUAUCAUGUUAUUUUGUAUAGUAAAUAAUUUAUGAACAUUAGUCCUAAAAAUAUUUUAAGUUUUAGUGCAAAGCCAAAUAAACAAUGAAAUAAACUGCUUAUGGUUAUAUUAAACCGAUUGCAAGUUGGCAAACAAAAUAUGAAAAAAAAAAAAAAAAAAAAAGUUUUAGUGUGUAUUUUUGUAGUGUAAUUUAUUUGAUAGCUUUGCUUUAUUUAAAUAUCUAAUUAAAUUUUAAUGCAUAUUCAGCCAGAAAAAAAAUAUAUAUGUUAGGAACUAAAAUAGUAUUGACUUAUUUAAAUGUUGAAGAAAAUUAAACAAUGUGAUAUAUUCAUAUGA
Plutella xylostella (diamondback moth) is the source of this 811-nucleotide messenger RNA. RefSeq names its product succinate dehydrogenase assembly factor 4, mitochondrial. Gene Ontology annotation, biological process: mitochondrial respiratory chain complex II assembly. Gene Ontology annotation, cellular component: mitochondrion. The record is from RefSeq and is a predicted model, not a curated record. Lineage: Eukaryota; Metazoa; Arthropoda; Insecta; Lepidoptera; Plutellidae.